This is a messenger RNA of Triticum turgidum subsp. durum (durum wheat), 828 nucleotides long. The record is from the annotation of a GenBank genome assembly. NCBI's taxonomy places the organism in Eukaryota, Viridiplantae, Streptophyta, Magnoliopsida, Poales, Poaceae.
AUGGGGCUCGGCGAGGGCGAGUACGAGCCGCGCGUCGUGCACCAGUUCCUGGACCUGGCCUACCGCUACGUCGGCGACGUGCUCGGCGACGCCCAGGUCUACGCCGACCACGCAGCCAAACCCCAGCUCGACGCCGACGACGUCCGCCUCGCCAUCCAGGCCAAGGUCAACUUCUCCUUCUCCCAGCCGCCGCCACGCGAGCAAAUGUGGGAUUCGAACCCAGAUUCAUCUCAAGUAGUACAUUACCAGUACCACCUUACCACUAGGACCAAGAUGACUCCUUUAUCCUUUAGGAAGUUGGAACUGACAGAACUUUUGCCAGUUUGGUGGGAUAUAAUCAGGGAGUUCCGAGAUUUAAAUCCCAGGGUGCAGCUAGUAGCAGAAACGAAUACCUUCUCGAUGACUCGAUUGUAUGGAUAUGGAAAAUACAGGAUUUCCGAUCCUAGUGGGAAAAGGAGGGAAACGGAUACUCAAUUUAAAGUUCUGCUUGAGUUGGCACGCAGCCGGAACAAGAUCCCGCUACCCAAGUCUAUUGCUCCACCUGGCUCGAUUCCUCUGCCACCUGAGCAGGACACUUUGCUGACUGAAAACUACCAGCUUCUACCCGCACUGAAGCCACCAACUCAGACUGAAGAAGCAGAAGAUGACAACGAGGGAGCUGACGCAAUCCCUGGCAAUCCCAGUCCAAACUAUUCACAGGAUCAGAGGGGCAACGAGCAACGUCAGCCUCAGAGCCAGAGCCAGAGGGUUUCUUUCCAACUGAACGCGGUGGCUGCCACGGCUGCAAAGCGCCCUCUAGUGACAAUUGAUCAGUUGAACAUGGGCUAA